UGGUUGUGUGUCGUUCCGCUGCAACAGAGGUGGUGUCGAGAAACUGGGAACAUUGAACAACAUCAUAACCUCAACCAGCGCCACUAUACAAUGAAACUAACUUUAUUUAUCCCCACCUCCGAAUUCCACUAUUUUACCAUACUCCUGGUAACCGCACUCUGCACCCCAGGGCGCGCGGAGAUUACCAGCCUGGAUUCGGGAAACAUAGAUGACACACUUAACAACGCAGGAGUGGCUUUAGUCAACUUCUACGCAGACUGGUGUCGUUUCAGUCAGAUGCUGCACCCGAUCUUUGAGGAAGCCUCGAAUGUGGUCCGGGAUGAGUAUCCCGAUGCAAGUCAGGUGGUGUUCGCCAGAGUGGACUGUGACCAGCACACUGACAUAGCACAGCGCUACAGGAUCAGCAAGUACCCCACGCUGAAGCUCUUCAGGAACGGUCUCAUGAUGAAGAGGGAAUACAGGGGUCAGAGGUCAGUGACGGCCAUCGCCGAUUUCAUCCGGCAGCAGAAAGUGGACCCCAUCGCAGGAGUGAGCAGUCUGGAGGAGUUGAACAGAGUAGACAGGAGUAAACGUAAUAUCAUAGGCUUCUUUGAGAAGAGGAACUCUCCGAGCUACCACACGUAUGAAAAGGUGGCCAACAUCCUGCGAGAUGACUGUGUCUUUAUGGCAGCCUUUGGUGAAGUGUCUAAACCUGAGAGGUUCAGUGGUGAUAACAUUAUCUAUAAGCCAAUAGGAGAGGGCGUUCCUGACAUGGUGUAUCUGGGUUCAAUCUCGAACUUUGACCUCACCUAUGCCUGGGCCCAGGACAAGUGUGUGCCCCUCGUCCGAGAGAUCACCUUCGAGAAUGGAGAGGAACUGACAGAAGAGGGCAUUCCCUUCCUGAUUCUAUUCCAUCAGAAGGAUGACACAGACAGCCUGGAAAAGUUCCAGCAUGAGGUGGCCCGGCAGCUAAUAAGUGAGAAAGGCUCUAUAAACUUCCUGCAUGCAGACUGUGAGAAGUUCCGGCACCCCCUCUUACACAUCCAGAAGACUCCUGCUGACUGUCCUGUCAUCGCCAUCGACAGCUUCCGCCACAUGUACGUGUUCCCGGACUUCAGUGACCUUUCGGUUUCUGGAAAACUGAAACAGUUUGUAUUGGACCUACACUCAGGAAAGCUGCACAGAGAGUUCCACCACGGGCCCGACCCCACAGACAGCACCCCCGGACAGGAGGAGAACAAAGAGGUGGCCAGUAGUCCUCCGGAGAGUUCGUUCCUGAAGCUUGCUCCCAGCGAGACACGCUACACCAUCCUCAGGGACCGUGACGAGCUGUGACCUCCUCCACCCCGACCACGGCCACGUCCCCGCCCGGCCCAGAACCCCUGCAGCGUGCACGGCCACCGCCUGCAUCAGCUCUAUUUAGACAACUUUUGUUUUUGGUUAAAGAGAGCAAGAAGGAAAAAUAUCUGAAGUGGGGUGUUGGGUGGGGACACUGGAAAAAAGAGGAAGGUUGUUUUUACGUUUGUUUUUGGAACUUGUAAAUAUGUAUGUGCUCUGUGGGUCAGUCUUGUCUAAAUUAAUUUUUUUAAUUUUUUUUUUUUUUUUUUUUUUGACCCUUAGGUUUUGUCUGUCUGCCAUUUCCUUUUUUUGUAGGAAGAAACAUAGACAGAUAAUUAAGUCCUCCAUGUUGGGGUCUAGCACGCCGAAAUUAGUUUGGAUCUCGUGUGGGGCCCUGUGGAAUCAUGGGAAAUUUACCUUCCGAAUGAUUCUGCGGUCAAACUGUGGUCCCUAACUUCAGUCCUCGUGUGUGUGUGUGUGUGUGUGUGUGUGUGUGUGUGUGUGUGUGUGUGUGUGUGUGUGUGUG
Messenger RNA from Electrophorus electricus (electric eel), 1843 nucleotides. It is a transcript of the gene erp44, whose product is annotated as endoplasmic reticulum protein 44. Gene Ontology annotation, cellular component: endoplasmic reticulum membrane; endoplasmic reticulum-Golgi intermediate compartment. Lineage: Eukaryota; Metazoa; Chordata; Actinopteri; Gymnotiformes; Gymnotidae. Gene Ontology annotation, molecular function: protein disulfide isomerase activity. The record is from RefSeq and is a predicted model, not a curated record. Gene Ontology annotation, biological process: protein folding.